CUUUUAAUAUCGUUAAAAAAUAUUUUAAAGAAAUAAAACACACCACUUUUAGCUCCUUUCGUUAAAAUCAAACCUUGCUCCAGUCCUCUCCAAUCUUCAACGUUCGGCCCCUCCCCUCCAAUCAGACGAAGCCGGCGACCGCCACUCACCCUCUACGAUCAGAAGACGCCCGAUACUGCAACUCCGAGCUGACUAGCCGCUCUUGCCUCCGUUUUGGUUACUUGCUGUCUCGGUUUAAAGGUGUUGGUUUGCGUGGGGGUGGAGAUGAAAGUAAAAGUUUUGCGUAUCCUUUAUAUAUCUAAGCCUGUACAUUCUCUAAAUAUUUAUUGCUAUAUGGGGUCACAUUUUUUCCCUCAAACUUUGCAUUGAUGAAAAAAAAAAGAGAAUAAUGCUCAAGUUAUAUAAAUCUUAAAGGAGUGCAAGAAAACAAAAAACUAGAAGUGCAACAGAUAUAUAAACAAGCAACUAUAACACUAAUAGAGGAAAUAUUAAGCAUGUGAAAUAAGACGUAAAACUUAAAUAGAGGAGCCAAUAAAAUGAUGUAAUCGAGUUGGGAUGAGUUGACCCCAGAUGAAUAAAAAGCUACUAGUGAGGAGCUACCUUGAAAAGGACAACAAGACCUUUCAAACCAAAGUACCAAAAACAAGGCCUACAAUGCUUAAACCCAAAGAACUGUAAUCUUCCAGCAACUCUUUGCACCAAAAACAAAUUAAUAGCAUUUUUAUCUGUGAGAAUUUCUUUAAAGCUACAAAUGGAUUUGACCCGAGACCAUGAGAGAUCCAAGAAUUGAUUCAAAUUAUAUUAGAGAGCUUUGCUCCCUCAUGUUGAUGUCGAUGAAAAUUUGGGUUAUAUACUUCUUAAUUAGAGCCAAUAAAUGUCAACCAAAUAAGAACAUUUGGAUGGAAUUUGAGGAGAUAGAAAAUGGGAUGUCAACCAUUGGUUCUAUUAAGCUCAAAUUUGCAACUUCAUAUGCUUAUAAAUUUUCGAACUUAUUUGGUGGAAAGCCUCUGACUUGGUUAUGUUGAAACGCCCCUUGGAGAUAAUCCUGUUCCUUAUCUUUGGAACUCAAUGAUAGAAAGAAUCUCUAGAAGAUCUUAUAUGUAUGUAUAUAAAAAUUCUCUAUGUGAUUGAAUAGAUAAAAACAGCUCAUCUAUAUGCACUUUAUUUCUAAGAGGGAUUGACGAACUUUUAUUCAAUUCGUCUUGUCUAGCUUCACCGUUGAUUUCAUUUCCAUCUUUCAGUUGCCUAGCAAAGUUGCUUCAACGUUUCAAUGUAGAAUGAGGAAUGUCCUUUUGGCUACCAAAGGAUUUGAUGAUGGUAUUAAUCGUAUUUUAUUAGAACGAAAUUUCUAAUGCCAAAAAUGGUGGUCGGCUUGGCCUUGCCAAACUCAAAGAGGCCAAUAUAGAUCAAAUGGAUCCAGAUUACCCCAAAAGAGUCUACACACGUACCUGAUUUUCAUCUGUGCUCCACAAAUUGCCAUGGCAAACUUUGAAGAAAUAGCCCUUGAAAACUUUGUGUUACAUGCAAGUCUCUCUUACAGUUUUCUUUGGUUUCAAGAUUGGCAGUAGCAAUAAUAUUAGCUUUUAUGGAAUGACGCUCUUUCCUUAUAUUUCCCUGCUUUAAGGUAGGAAUUCAGAGGUUUUUCAUCAUCUCUUUCUACCCUGUUGAACUACUCGAACUUUUGCUCUUUCCUUUUCUCACAAUUAAGCUUGAAUUGGUUAUCCAUGUCCAACAACUCAUGCCAUUGUUGAGGUCCUUUUGGGCCGCCUCUUUUGGGGCAAGGGAAAGUUUAUUCGGAAGUGUAGUCUUGAGUGUUUUGUGGGAUGCUUGGGUUAAAACCCACAAAAUCGUCCAACGAAAAAUUUUCCACUUUAUAAAAUUAGGUCGAUUAGUCACUUGAAGUUUCUUACAUUGUGUUCUUUUCUGGUACCUCCCUUUUGUACUUUAAAUAUCUUUUCUCAUUGAUGUGUUUGGCUUGAUUUCUUGUCAUGUGCCUUUUUGUAUCUCCUUUUUCUUGUCAUUUUCUAUCAAGUAUAAUAACAUUUGAAUUCUGUACCUGUCAGUAUGAUAGCUUUGUUGGCUGUUGCAUAAUAUUCAUCUGCAUCAAUACAUUAGAAAGGAUUUCUUUCAAAAUUUUAAUCUACUAUAUCUGCAAUUAGAUUUUCCUUGACUUAGAUGCCCUCCAUAAACAUAUGUUCGGGGUUCAAAAAGAGUGGCAUGCUGUUGCAUCAUGGACUUGGAAUGCCCAAGAUGAAACAUGUGGAAUUUGUAGGAUGGCCUUUGAUGGUUGUUGCCCUGAUUGCAAGCUCCCUGGAGAUGAUUGCCCAUUGAUUUGGGGUGCAUGCAACCAUGCUUUCCAUCUUCAUUGCAUCCUAAAAUGGGUGAAUUCACAGACUUCUCAGGCUCAUUGCCCCAUGUGCCGCAGAGAAUGGCAAUUCAAGGGGUGAUAUCGCAAUUGUAUUACUUGUGACUCACCGACUAUUUGGACAUUCGGUCCCUAGUUAGGUGUUGCUGUGAGACAGUGGGCCUUAGCUAACGAGGUAGCUCUUUGAGCUAUUUUAAGGUUACAUUUCUUCAGUGUAUUAUAUAAUAUGAUCGGGAAUUGAAGCCGAGUUUGUGUUUCUCAAGUCUUAUCGAGUCCCACCUUCUUUGUAUGCUUGGAUAGGACCUUACAAGACGAACGAGCAGGGUUGAAGUUUGAUCCUAUUAGGAUUAGAUGACAUGUGAAAUAACCAUUAAUUUUUUGUUUUCUAUCUGUCAUUGGCUGUUAGAGAGUUGGAAUUGUGGAAAUGGUUUGCAUUUGUAGAAUUCAUAUUUAUAGUUCUUUUUAAGUAGAGUUUUUCUCAA
Cucumis melo (muskmelon) is the source of this 2847-nucleotide messenger RNA. Its product is annotated as anaphase-promoting complex subunit 11. Gene Ontology annotation, molecular function: zinc ion binding; ubiquitin protein ligase activity; cullin family protein binding. Gene Ontology annotation, biological process: anaphase-promoting complex-dependent catabolic process; positive regulation of mitotic metaphase/anaphase transition; protein ubiquitination. The coding region runs from base 2193 to 2447 and encodes 84 amino acids. The record is from RefSeq and is a predicted model, not a curated record. Lineage: Eukaryota; Viridiplantae; Streptophyta; Magnoliopsida; Cucurbitales; Cucurbitaceae. The transcript has 4 exons. Gene Ontology annotation, cellular component: nucleus; anaphase-promoting complex.